AUGCGCCACCGGGGGGGGGGGGUGCCGGCUGAUGGACCCCUUCAAGUCACCCCUCUGUCUCGUGUGAUGCGACCCCAGAGCCUCGGCCCUGGGGGGGCAGGUGAAGAUAGCGGCGAAGGUCAGUGUAGUUCGCGCGCCGACUGUGGAGAGUUAGGCAGCCAUCUUCUGUUGGGGACGUCACGGCACCCUGCAGGAGGGGGAUCAGGGGUGGCGAGGGACCUGGUGCGUAUGAGGCGCAUUGGGGGGGCAGCUCAGCCUUGUCACCCAGCCGCCCUAGACCUAGAGAGAGCGGAGGACGCUAAAAACACGGGGACUCCAAGCAUAGCUGCCGAUGUAGUGAAAGUCCUGGAGUGCGGUCAAGAUCAUUAUGGAGUGGGAUACGUUGCGGCGGGGGGGUGUUGUCGGGAUGUGGGUUUGGGGGAGGGGGGUACGGGGGACGAAGAAUUAAUGGUGGGCGUGUGGUUUUUAGGUGCAGUCUUAGUUUUGAGGCGUCCUCUGGUGCUGUUGUGCGGCGAAACAGAGUUGUGGCAGCAUGGGCAGCUUCUCGAGUUUCCCGAGACUCACCCUGGCUUCAGAUUUGAUGGCCUCCGGCCCGAACCGCGUCAGGGGGCGGCUUAG
Knipowitschia caucasica is the source of this 618-nucleotide messenger RNA. The record is from the annotation of a GenBank genome assembly. NCBI's taxonomy places the organism in Eukaryota, Metazoa, Chordata, Actinopteri, Gobiiformes, Gobiidae.